Messenger RNA from Anopheles maculipalpis, 1311 nucleotides. RefSeq names its product DCN1-like protein 3 (gene SCCRO3). The record is from RefSeq and is a predicted model, not a curated record. The coding region runs from base 206 to 1261 and encodes 351 amino acids. Gene Ontology annotation, biological process: protein neddylation; positive regulation of ubiquitin-protein transferase activity. Gene Ontology annotation, molecular function: ubiquitin conjugating enzyme binding; ubiquitin-like protein binding; cullin family protein binding. The transcript is spliced from 2 exons. Gene Ontology annotation, cellular component: ubiquitin ligase complex. Lineage: Eukaryota; Metazoa; Arthropoda; Insecta; Diptera; Culicidae.
CACACUUUACCAGUAUGAUCGAUGCGUUUUCCGCUGGUUUGGAGUUGACGGAACCCGUGUCAAAACUAUAGCAACGGUUAGAUAGAAUUGUGUGAAGUUAUUUUUUUUUUAUUGAAAGUCACUUUCCGCCCUACAAUCAUCGGAUCCUUUCGAAAGUAAUAGUUCGGGGAUCGCUUAUGCACAAUAAUUGCUUCAAAUUACCAACAUGGGCAGCUGCUUGACAUGCUUUCGAACGCCGCCAAACGCCAAUGUUUCUACUGCCACUGGUAUUCCAAUCAAUGUCGGGGGAACGACCCAAGAUACCGCUCUGACAUACACCGAGAUGGACGCAAUUGGACAUGAAACAGACGAUCUCCUACCCGUGAGUGUGGCCGCACAUCAUAUGGACCAUGGAGAAAAACAUACCGGAGGAAGCUUUAAAAAACCCACAGUCGGUGGAAUGCUGAAUGGCAAUAUUUCAUCCGCAGUGCCAGGUAGCGGCACGAUCGUUGGUGUUGGUGGAAUGAUCGGAUCGACAGGUGGUUUAAUGGCGGAAAACAUGAAUAAUAAUGGAAUGGGAAGCAAGGAGCUGUGCGGUGGUAUGAACGGACCGCAAGUAUUGCUCUCCGACAACGAUUUGAACAAAUUGUUCGAAAGCUAUAAGGAUGCACAGGAAGACGCGAUACUGUCGGAAGGGAUCGAGCGACUUUGUGGUGAUCUCGGCUAUAAGCCCGACGAUUUUGCGAUACUCGUACUCGCGUGGUGUUUGGACGCGAGUCAAAUGUGUCAGUUUACGAAAGCCGAAUUCAUCCAGGGCCUACAGCGCAUGAAUGCGGCCAGCAUCGAGGACAUAAGAGCCCGGCUGCAGCAGAUAGUGGAACGAUUGCGAACGGACGGUACCGAAGAUUUCAAGUCACUGUACCGGUUUACGUUUCGGUUUGGGCUCGAGCCCGGUCACCGGAUACUUUCCCUAGACAUGGCUAUAAGUUUGUGGCGGCUCGUGUUUACCGUCCACACGCCAGAUAUUCUGCAGCGCUGGUUGGACUUUCUCGAGCAGCCCCAAAACAUCCGGGGCGUCCCAAAGGACACCUGGAACAUGUUUUUGAAUUUUGUGGAAACCUGUGAUAUCGAAAAUUAUGAUGAUACGGAAGCGUGGCCAAGCCUCUUCGACGAUUUCGUCGAUUACGAACGUGAUCGUACGGGGCAUGAGGCUGCAAAGGUGAAGGACGACAAUGGCGGAGAGCCACCACCACCGGAGCAUUCCGAGUACACCUGCUCAUAGUAUUUUGCUAGGUAACGCACCCUUUACCCACUGUAUUCGUCUCCCCUGUA